GAGCUGUGCACCCCAGUGCGCAUGUCCAUUUCCGGUUAGCGCCAUUUACCACUGGAGGCAAACUGAUGCAGGAGAGGUCAAAGCCAAGCACAUGGUCCCAGCGCUCUAACGGCAGUUUUUCUCUAACACUGAUUUCGAUCCAGAUUCCAGACUGUACUGUUCACAAGUAAAGAAGGGACCAUCCUCAAAAAAAAAGUUUUGGAUUGUGGCGAACUGUCCUCACCCGAGGAGAAAAUCAGGUGUCUACUGGAAGAGGGAUGCAGUGGACAUGAUGAUGGAACAGAAGUGGCCAAUCAGAGUCAUCGUCACUGAUUGUGACAUUAGAAGAAUCAGUCUUGAUCAGAAACCAGGCAACCUUGAGUCUCUCUUGGAUCAUUUGAAAGUUAAACUGGCACUACCAUAUGACUUCACACUACAGUUUGAAGACCCACUGUUUAACAAUGCCCUCUGUAAUCUGACAGAUGUAUCAGAACUACCAGAUCGAGCCACGCUGAAAAUUAUAAGUCUUGAGUCCUUCUCUUCAGUCUCUAGCACACUGUCCUCACCACGCACAUCUGACACAGAUAUACUAUAUACAAGUGAAGAAAAAUCUCCAAUGAUGAGGCCGGAUCCUUGGCCUUCUGCGUUUGAUAUUCCAGAUUUCUCUGUGGAUGUAAAUUUCCGACUGAGACAGGGAGACCUUGCCUGUAUGCAGGAAGGAAUUCGAAUGGAUGUUUCUCGGGACAUGAAACAUGUGAUCUUAGAAAGACUUGCAGAGGCAAUGUACAAGUACACAGCAUACCCCACAGAAGAACACUGUCAAGAAGUUGCCGCUGCACUGAUUGCGAAACAUCCCUGUCUGAAAGAAGCUGGAUCACCCACAGGAUAUUGUGGAUGGAAAAAUAGCAUUAAAUUCAAGAUGGGGAAUUUUCGUACAAAAAUGAGAAGAUCAGGAAUGGCCGAUGUCACAGUGAAUGGCAACAAGCGAAAAAGGGAUUUCCCAGAAGGAGCACCAUCAUGUAGUAACAUAAAAAGGGCAAAAAGAAGUGAAACGAAUUUCUUGCCAAAUUUUCCUGAUGGUGAAAAUGCAGAUUCGCUCGAGUCUGUUAGAAGACAGCUUGAAAAUGAAGCAAAAAAGAGGCUUCCGGACUCAGCUGAUGUGAAGAAAAUGAUGGACAAGACAUUUGCUUUGCGACGCAAAGAAGUUGUGGAGGAACAGCCUCCAGUUAAAAGGAUGAUGGAACGCUGGCCUGUGCUGUUCACAGAAAGUCAGGUGUUUGCAGAGUUCUACAGAAUUGCCAGUAAGAACCUCAAGAAAGACUUCUAUGAAGCUCUGGACCACCAUACCGCUCGUCUCAUUGACCUCUUCAAAUCCAGAAAAGGAGCUGUAGGCCAAUCACUUGAUCACCUCCUCCAGUCAAUCAAUACACAAACUGACAUCACCACAACACGCACUGCUGUCCUGCAAUGUCUGCCCCUGUAUCUUGGAGAUAAUUCCAGCGAAUUCUUCCUCAGUUGCUCAGAUUCGGACACUGCACAAGACUUCUCCCAGGUGCCUGUUGGGGUUCUUAGAGUCAUGACUGAUGACACGCCACCAGUGAUUAACAGCAUUGCAAUCAUCCUUGAAGGAAACAUAGUCAUGGAUGAGAUUCCCACAACCUCUCUAGGACUUUGUCUUCUGUUCGGCUUGAUAUAUGCACUCCAUCUGGAUUACCCAAAAGGUAUGAAGAACACAUUUGAGUUCAUCCAGAAGACAUUGUUGAACCUUGGACAACAAAAGCUCAGCCCAAAACUCCAAACAUUAAAAAAUGCUCUGUUGAGCUAGAUGUUAUGGCUAGGGAUAGCUAUAGCCUACUGUUUUUUUACCCAACUGUGGUGUGUGAAUCAGUGUGAGUGUGAUGGGGCUGAACAAUUAAACAAAGCGUUAUUUAGUAUGAUAAGUAUUUAUUUUUAAUGUAUUGAAUAUUAUAUUUUGCUUGCUGCUUUUUUUUUUGAUGUUGUGGUAAUGAAACUAUGACAGAAUACUCUUUUUUUUUUUUUUUUUUUUGUGGAGCUGAAGAGGUCUUGAUAUUGUAUUCUGAACAAAUAAGAAAAUACACAACACAGUGAGAUUGAUCCCUCUAACAAAAAUGAAUGAAUCGUCACAAUAACUGUCAAAAGAAUUGCAAUGUCUUUGUUGUUUUUUUUGUUCAGCCUCAUUUCAUUCCAUACUAAUCUGACUCAGUAUUAUGGGUGUGCAGUUACUGUUACCUCACAAUUGCAAAAAGGGUGGAGGUACUUGGUGAGCCAACAGUGUAAAACAAAGUUAAUAAAACCAGAAGUAAACUUA
Seriola aureovittata is the source of this 2308-nucleotide messenger RNA. RefSeq names its product sterile alpha motif domain-containing protein 3-like. The record is from RefSeq and is a predicted model, not a curated record. The transcript has 7 exons. NCBI's taxonomy places the organism in Eukaryota, Metazoa, Chordata, Actinopteri, Carangiformes, Carangidae. The coding region runs from base 269 to 1804 and encodes 511 amino acids.